UCUAUUUCGCCACCAGGGCUUUCCUGUCGGGCUCCUGCAGCCUCGCGCGGAGGCCUGCGGUGGGCCUGCGGGGCCGGGGCCGGGGCCGGGACGCUGGCACCGCGGACACACCCUGGGCUCCGCUUCCGCCCUGCGGGGUGCACGGCGCCCCCAUGCCCCGCGCCCGGCCCAGCAGCGGCCUCUGUCGCCUCUCCGCCUACCUGGAAGAGCUGGAGGCGGUGGAGCUGAAGAAGUUCAAGCUGUUCCUGGGCACCGAGGCGGAGGCGGGCCGGAUCCCCUGGGGGCGGCUGGAGGCGGCGGGGCCCCUGGACACGGCGCAGCUGCUGGUGGCACACUGCGGGCCCGACGCGGCCUGGCCGCUGGCGCUGGGCCUCUUCCAGCGCAUCAACCGGCGGGACCUGUGGGAGAAGGGCCGGAGAGAGGAGCCGGUGAGGGAUACUCCACCUGGUGACCCAUCCUCACUGGGGAGCCAGUCAGCAUGUUCUCUGGAAGUCUUUCCUGGAGCUCUAAGAAGAGAUCCCCGGGAAACGUACAGGGACUAUGUUCGCAGGAAGUUCCGGCUGAUGGAAGACCGCAACGCACGCCUAGGAGAAUGCGUCAACCUCAGCCAGAGGUACACCCCCCUCCUCCUGGUGAAGGAACACUCAAAUCCCAUGUGGGCCCAGCAGAAGCUUCUGGACACAGGCCGGGGGCAGGCGAGAACCGUGGGACACCAGGCCAGCUUCAUCCAGAUGGAGACCCUCUUCGAGCCCGACGAGGAGCGCCCCGAGCCGCCGCGCACCGUGGUCCUGCAGGGAGCAGCGGGGAUGGGCAAGUCCAUGCUGGCCCACAAGGUGAUGCUGGACUGGGCCGACGGGAGGCUCUUCCAGGACAGGUUUGAUUACCUCUUCUACAUCAACUGCAGGAAGAUGAACCAGAGCACUGAGGAGCAGAGCGCCCAGGAUCUCAUCUCCAGCUGCUGGCCUGAGCCCAGCGUACCCCUCCAGGAGCUUGUCCGAGUCCCUGAGCGCCUCCUCUUCAUCAUUGAUGGCUUCCAUGAGCUAAAACCCUCUUUCCACGACCCUCAGGGCCCCUGGUGCCUCUGCUGGGAGGAGAAACGGCCCACAGAGCUUCUUCUCAGCAGCCUGAUUCGGAAGAAGCUGCUGCCUGAGCUGUCUGUGCUCAUCACCAUCAGGCCCACGGCUUUGGAGAAACUCCACCGCUUGCUGGAGCACCCCAGGCAUGUGGAGAUCCUGGGCUUCUCUGAGGCAGAAAGGAAGGAGUACUUCUAUAAGUAUUUCCACAAUGCAGAGCAGGCCGGUCAAGUCUUCAAUUUCAUCAGGGACAAUGAGCCCCUCUUCACUCUAUGCUUUGUCCCCAUGGUGUGCUGGGUGGUUUGUACCUGCCUCAAGCAGCAGUUGGAGGAUGGGGGGCUUCUAAGACAGACAUCCAGGACCACCACAGCAGUGUACAUGCUCUACCUCUUGAGUCUGAUGCAGCCCAAGCCAGGGAGCCCAAUCCUCCAGUCCCCACCCAACCAGAGAGGGCUGUGCUCUUUGGCGGCAGAUGGCCUCUGGAAUCAGAAAAUUCUAUUUGAGGAGCAGGACCUCCGGAAGCAUGGCCUAGAUGGGGCAGAUGUCUCUUCCUUCCUCAACAUGAACAUCUUCCAGAAGGAUAUCAACUGUGAAAAGUUCUACAGCUUCAUCCACUUGAGCUUCCAGGAAUUCUUUGCUGCCAUGUACUAUAUCCUGGAUCUUGGGGAGAGCAGGUCCAGCCCAGAACACAAUGUGACGAGGCUGUUAGCUGAGUACGAGUUUUCAGAAAGGAGCUUCUUGGCACUCACUGUCCGUUUCCUGUUUGGACUCCUGAAUGAGGAGACAAGGAGCUACCUGGAGAAGAGUCUUUGCUGGAAGGUCUCACCUCACGUCAAGGUGGAGCUGCUGGAGUGGAUCCAAAGGAAAGCUCAGAGCGAGGGUUCCACUCUGCAGCAGGGCUCCUUGGAGCUCUUCAGCUGUCUGUAUGAGAUCCAGGAGGAGGAUUUCAUCCAACAGGCCCUGAGCCCCUUCCAAGUGGUAGUGGUCAGCAACAUUGCCACCAAGAUGGAACACAUGAUUUCCUCCUUUUGUGUGAAGAACUGUAGGAGUGCCCUGGUGCUGCACUUGCAUGGGGCUGCCUACAGCCCGGAUGAAGACGAUGGGGGGAGAUGGGCUUCAGGGCCCCAGAUGCUACCGACACAGAUACCCGAGAAGAACGUUUUGCCAGAUGCCUACAGCAAACAGCUUGCUGCCGCUCUGAGCACCAACCCGAAUCUGACAGAGCUGGUUUUGUACCGCAACGCGUUGGGCAGCCGGGGGGUGAGGCUGCUGUGUCAGGGGCUCAGACACCCCAGCUGCAAACUUCAAAACCUGAGCCUGAAGAGGUGCUGCGUGGCCAGCUCCGCCUGCCAGGACCUUGCGGCUGCCCUGAUGGCCAAUCAGAAUCUAAGGAGGAUGGACCUGAGCAGCAACAAGCUGGGGCUGCCAGGCCUGAGAGCACUCUGCAAGGGGCUCCGGCAUCCCAGAUGCAAGCUGCAGGUGAUCCAGUUGAGGAAGUGUCAGCUGGAAGCGGAGGCUUGCCAGGAGAUUGCCUCUGUGCUCAGCACCAGUCGACAUCUGGAGGAGUUGGACCUGACUGGAAAUGCUCUGGAGGAUUUGGGUCUGAAGCUCUUAUGUCAAGGCCUGAGACACCCAGUCUGUAGCCUGCAGAUCCUGUGGUUGAAGAUUUGCCAUCUCACUGCUGCUGCCUGCGAGGACCUUGCCUCGACCCUGGGUGUGAACCAGAGCCUGAUAGAGCUGGAUCUGAGCCUCAAUGACCUGGGGGACCCCGGGGUGCUGCUGCUAUGUGAAGGCCUCAGGCAUCCCCAGUGCAGACUCCAGACCCUCCGGUUGGGCAUUUGCAGGCUCAGCUCGGCAGCCUGCAAGGGUCUCUGCACGGUGCUGCAGGUCAAUCCCUGCCUCCGGGAGCUGGACCUGAGCUUCAAUGACCUGGGGGAUGCGGGCAUGUGGCCGCUCUGCGAGGGGCUGCGUCACCCCACCUGCAGACUCCAGAAACUGUGGCUGGAUAGCUGUGGCCUCACUGCCAAAGUGUGUGAGGAUCUUUCGUCUGCCCUCGGGGUGAGCCAGACCCUGAGGGAGCUUUAUCUGACCAACAAUGCCCUGGGGAAUGCAGGGGUCAGGCUGCUCUGCAAAGGACUGAGUCAUCCCGGCUGCAAACUUCAAGUCCUCUGGUUAUUUGGAAUGGAGCUGAAUAAGAUGACCCACAGGAGACUGGCAGCGCUUCGAGUAGUGAAACCUCAGCUGGACAUCGGUUGCUGAAUGGUUCUAGCCGCCGGCUCUUCUCUUGGAGUCAGGACAGAGGAAGGGGAAAUCCCAGGACCCUCUGGCCAGCGUGAUGAUCAGGCUCUUUUAUCUCCUCCAAACUCCCAUGCAGGAUAAAUCCAGAGCUUCAGGACUUUGUCAACGAGUGGUCAAGUGUGGAGCAUUAGUGUUGGGAAGGCGAGUGUCAUGGAGAGAACUUAAGGGGGGGCUCUGGGUGAUCCUUGAGCAGGGAUUCUCAAAGGAGGGUGGACUUGCACUUCUCUCCCUCCCUGCGACACGUGGUGGUGUCAGGAGACAUUGGGGUGGUGGUGGUGGAGCUGCCCACUCCAGUGGUGGAGGCCAAAGAGUCUCCUAAAUAUCUGAGCAAUGCACAAAACAGCUCUCCUGCAGCAGUGAUUAGCUUCAAUGACAUUUGAGGCUGGAUUGAGGAACCUUGUUCUCAAGGACCAGUGGUGCUAUGAGAGUGCUAGGCCAUCUUGUGUGCCUUAGGAUACUGGUCAUGCCAAGGGCCCCACCCCAUGCCCUUGCAGUCUCAUUUUGCAUGUGGUUCUACCCCCUGGCUGGAGGCAGGUGCACCGUGGAUGGACCUCUUGCCAGGGUUAGUGGACUGCAGGCUGGCCAAUAACCUGUGUCAUACUUUGGACUUGAACCGAUUUUUUUUUUUAAGAUUUUAUUUAUUCAUGAGAGACACACACAGAGGCAGAGACACAGGCAGAGGGAGAAGCAGGUUCCAUGAAGGGAGCCUGAUCUGGGACUCCAGGAUCACGCCCUGGACCGAAGGCGGUGCUAAACCUCUGAGCCAUCCCGGCUGCCCUCAAACCCAGAUUUUUAACCCAGUUGGGAGAUUGCAACCAGGGAACCUCAGCCCCAGCCAGUGAUUGGCUAGAAACCUGAGGCCACUGUGAGCAUGCCCUACUGAAGCCAUUGGGCGCAGAUGUCUGGAAAGACCAGAACUUCCUAGGAAGCAGAGGCCAUUUGUAGAGGAAAAGGUGACCCUGCCACCCAUGGAAUUCUGGGAAAGGAAAUAAAUUCGAUUCUGCAGAAGAUAUGCCUGUGGGCAGCAAUAAAGGUCCCUCCAAUAGCGACAGCACACUGGACUCCUUGAAACCAAGCCCUUCGUUACGGGGCCCUUGGCAGCUGUCAGACCUGUGUGCCACCUGCUUGUGAAGCAGUGCCUCGCGACCUAGGCCCUCCGCUGGAGCUGGGGAGACGUGGCUGACAAGGAAAGCCAAUAAGGCCUGUGGGCACGUCUUACUACAGUGUAAGGAAGCCUUCCUAGAGUUGGGGGGAGGUGUUCCUGGUCUAAUAAGGCUAAGGGGUGGGUGGGGUCGUUCCCCCAGCCGGACCGCUCAUUUUGGGUAGUGCAUUGCAGUGCGUUUGUGGAGACGGAGACUGCUCUCAGGACCAGUGAGGCUUGUUCUGAGGUCAUGAACAGCCAUUCCCAAUAAAACCUCUUAAAAACCAGUAGCCAAGGCAGCCCCCAUGGGUCAGCGGUUCAGCGCCACCUGCAGCCCGGGGUGUUCCUGGAGACC
Molecule: messenger RNA, 4867 nt
Organism: Nyctereutes procyonoides (raccoon dog)
Lineage: Eukaryota; Metazoa; Chordata; Mammalia; Carnivora; Canidae
Gene: NLRP12
Product: NLR family pyrin domain containing 12
Exons: 10
Coding region: 153-3332 (1059 amino acids)
Biological process (GO): negative regulation of canonical NF-kappaB signal transduction; negative regulation of inflammatory response; positive regulation of MHC class I biosynthetic process
Cellular component (GO): cytoplasm
Molecular function (GO): protein binding
Source: RefSeq, a predicted model, not a curated record